Messenger RNA from Daucus carota subsp. sativus, 1425 nucleotides. RefSeq lists its product as uncharacterized. The record is from RefSeq and is a predicted model, not a curated record. The transcript has a single exon. Lineage: Eukaryota; Viridiplantae; Streptophyta; Magnoliopsida; Apiales; Apiaceae. Bases 1 to 1425 code for a protein of 474 amino acids.
AUGAGGAAGAAGACUAGAGCAAACGUCAAGGCUCACACUCCUCAGCCUACUUCGACAUCUCAAAAGCGCAAGUUGAUUGACGAAGAUGACGAUGAGCUGGUGACUGUUGACAGUGGUGAUGAGUUAUCUGGAGUGAAUCGCGAUGAGGUCGGGAUUGAAUCAUCUCAGAAAAAGCCCAAAUCGGAGAUGUUGGCUGUUCGAGGUCUUGCCGGCCGCAAGGUCAUCUUGGGUAAGCCUCUUUCUGGAAAAGCUUUGUACUCUUGUGGUAUAGUUAAGCUUUUUGAGGAUUUAGGGUUUCAGUCCUUUUUGGUUGAUUUGCCUAAAACUUGCUAUCCUGCGUUAGUUAGAGAAUUUUAUGCGAAUCUACAGUUGGUUGGAUCUGAUCAGUAUGUCUCGUUUGUUUCUGAUGUUAAGAUCUGUUUGUCCUCCAUGUUUUUGGGUGCGAUUUUAAAAAUACCACCAUCCACUCUGUCUAUUCACACUAAGAGAGGUCCAAAAAGUGUUGAGGGGUUCUCUCACCAAGAUCAAUUAAAAUUGAUAACUGGGUCUGAUAAUGUGUCUGAGAAUAUGUUUCCUUCCACUACUCAGUUGCUUCCUCUUGCUCAAGCACUUUUUAAGCUGUCAAUUGAUAAUGUUAGUCCUAGGCUUGGUACUAGGUCUAAUCUGUCUUCACAAGAUAUUGUGGUUGUUGCUAUGAUCAUGGCGGGUCGAAAGUUUGAUUUGCCAGAUUUGAUUCUUAAAAACAUGUUGGAUGCAGUUGAGGGUAAAUCUUCUGGGGGUUUACCAUAUGGGUUACUUUUAACCAGAGUUUUUGAAUGGUUUGGAGUGUCAUUUGUUGAUGAGGACACUAUUACUGCUAAAGAAUUUUUGGAUGUUAAGUUUCUAUCUCAGUCAAAUUUGAAGUUGGAUAAGGAUGGGAAUCUGAUUGUGGUUGAAAUUCCUCCACCUCCACCUCCUACACAUUCUGUGAACGUUGUUGAUUUGGGAAUCUCUGCACAGGAGAUUCAGGAAUAUAUGGAAGAGCUUCGUACUAAUCAUCAGCAGCUGGUGGACGGGCAGAAGCAGUUGUCUGAGAAGAUGAUUGAGUUAAAUUCUCAGUUUGCUUUCUGGAAGGACAUGAUGUUUGGGGCUAGAACUUCAACUGCUUCAGAGAAAUGCAGUUCGGGAAGCUUUGCUUAUGAGCUCUGCAAAAGGAUGUAUGGCUCCGGGGGUUCAUCUGAUGUGAAGGCUACUUUCACUUCUGAGGAUGAUGUUACUGAUAGCCCACGGCCAAGAACAGCUAUGGAUGCUUUGAAGGAGGCUGCUGGAACGGACUCCAAGUAUGCUGCUGCAGGGGAAGAGAUGCUAGCUCGGAAUGUGAUUGCGGCAGAGCUUGCCAAGAAGUAUGGAUUGGAGAAGGAUGAACAGGACAAGCCUGGAACUUGA